Molecule: messenger RNA, 897 nt
Organism: Pyricularia oryzae 70-15
Lineage: Eukaryota; Fungi; Ascomycota; Sordariomycetes; Magnaporthales; Pyriculariaceae
Exons: 1
Coding region: 1-897 (298 amino acids)
Source: RefSeq, a predicted model, not a curated record
AUGGAUCGACAAGGUGAAAAGCCAGAAGAGUCCCAAGGCCAAGAAAGUCGCAUGCCGCAUCUGGCCCAGGGACAGGAACAGAGAAACCCAGGGCAAACCCCACCACCACCUGGGAGCACAUCGCUGGUGUUGGCGCCGCCAGCAUUACCAUUAGCGCCGACAAUGCUGCCCUUGGGACCACAUCCGGGGUCAUCGGUUCGAGGUCGAGCGGCUCGGGGGCGGCCAAGGGGAUCAAGGGCGGCGCAGGCAGGACGAGGAGGAAGGAGGGCAGCGACUGCAGCCACAGGCAGCCAGCCAGGACCAGGGAGAGGAAGGCCAACACGAGGAAGAGUGGCAAGAGGGUCGACAAGAGGAAGACCAGCACGACCACCGGUGCCACUCUUUGCACCAACACAAGGCGUAGAGGCGCCAGUGCCAGUCCCAGUCCCAGUCCAAGUCCCUGCGCCAACCCCUGCCCCGGCCCCGACGCCAUCACCCGACCUCCUCCCCGUCCGGCUCUUCGUCCUGGCGCGGGCUCACAGGUACGCUGCCGACCCAGCCGCGGCUCCCCAGACGCUGGAGCAGGCGGUGAGCGAGUUUGUGUCGUUCUUCCCGGUCGACAUAGCCAUCGCCGAUAUCCUCACCGACGAGGUCUUGGAGGUGCUGAACCAGCUGGUUCGCCGACGGGAGGUAUCGUCUCGGGGUCCUGGCGGCGCUGGCGACUCCACUCCGACACUGCCGUUGAUUCGGGAUACGUUGGUGGAGCAGUUUCGGGAGGACCGGUUCGCUCACAGGCGCGAGCUGGAAAGGCGGGCGCGGCCAGACACGUACACCCCCUAUCGGCAGUGUAUGUGUCGCGUCUUGCCGUUGCCUUGCUGGCGGUGUGGUUAUGGCAGCUCCCACCACGAGGGUGUGUGA